UGGGCACAGACUCAGAACGGCGAGAGAAUGGAAGCUGGGUUUUUGUCGGCUUUACAGGAUCGCUCAGAGGGGCCUCUCGCUUGGGAGCCGAGAGUGAGUGACCAGGGAGUGACGGCGAUUGAAUGCUCUGUCUUGCAGCGAGAUGCUAGUCCGAAUUUGAGUUCUUUGGGUCGAGGGCCGAUUGACCAGAUUUGAGCUGACAUUGCACUUCAGGAGAGAGAAGUUGUUGAUUCGAGUUUGCCAAAAUGUCGAGCUUUUUCAGGGUUUUGGUUUCGAGGUCCAAGAAUUGCCGAGAGAUCUGGAGAUCGGCUCAUGGAGGGUCCGGCAGGAGGUUGAAAAGUACAGGGGAGAUUUUAAAUUCAGAAAAUAACAUUGUGGGAUCUGGAAAUUCUCUCUCCGGCGCAGUUGGAGGCAGGGAAUGUGGAAGAUUCCCACCUCUGGGAGUUUCUGGCUCUUCCUGUGCUCGCGGUGGCAGUUUUCGUUUUCUGUCUUCGGCUGGUCCGAGAUUUUAUUCUGCAGCUGCAGCAGCAGAAGCGCCCCCGGAAGCCAAAGAAUCGUCUGCUGCCCGUGCGUUAACGUUUGUGGGAUUGCUCGGUGCUUCCGCUGCUGCUACUUAUUACUUUUAUCCCAGGCCAUCGAAGACACCUGUAGUGGAGCCAGCAGAAGAGGUUCACACCAUCAGUAACUGGAGCAACACUCAUGAGGCCAAAACAAGUGUCUACGUGCAACCGGAGUCAUUAGAGGAGCUAGAAAAUGUAGUUAAGAUUGCUGAUGCGCACAAGCAAAAGAUUAGGCCGGUUGGAUCUGGGCUGUCUCCGAAUGGAUGCGGGCUGUCCAGUGAUGGAAUGGUGAAUUUAGCUCUGAUGGACAAAAUUUUGAACGUGGACCAAGAGAAAAUGCAAGUGACUGUCCAAGCAGGCGCAAGAGUGGAGCAGGUUGUGGAAGCAUUGAAGCCCUACGGUCUGACUCUUCAAAAUUAUGCAUCUAUUAAGGAGCAACAAAUUGGUGGAUUUAUACAGGUCGGUGCGCAUGGGACUGGAGCAACGCUACCUCCUGUGGAUGAGCAAGUAGUGAGCCUAAAAUUGGUGACCCCUUCAAAGGGAACCCUAGACCUGUCUCCGGAAUCCGAUGCAGAUUUGUUCUACUUGUCGCGCUGUGCUCUUGGGGCUCUGGGAAUAGUUGCAGAGGUGACUCUUCAAUGUGUACCCAGACAUCGUCUCCUUGAGUAUACAUUUGUUACAAAUAUGAAAAACGUCCAGCGAAAUCACAAGAAAUGGCUGAGCCAAAACAAACAUCUCCGAUAUAUGUGGAUACCUGACACCGACACUGUGGUGGUUGUGCAAUGCAAUCCGUUGCCAGAGGGCAAGGAAAGCCCGAAAUUCAAAUCACUGGCACCUGACGAGAAACUCAAGCACGUCCGUGAAUUCUACAAGCAGACUGCAGAAAAAUACCGGCUACCCAAAGUAGCCGAUUCUCCUUCCCCCAAGGAUACAGAAUCCCAUCCUGUUGAUGAGAAAGCAGGCAUGUGGUCAAGCUCGGGUGCAGCCACGGAGCACUCGCCUAUCCUAUCGGAGCAGGAGUUGUCAGAACUCUCUUUCACUGAAUUGCGCGAUGUCUUGAUUUCGGUGGAUCCACUCAACAGAGAGCACAUACUGAAUAUAAACAAGGUUGAAGCUCAGUAUUGGAAACUGAACGAAGGAUAUAGAACGGGAUAUAGUGACGAAAUCUUAGGAUUUGAUUGUGGUGGUCAACAAUGGGUGUCCGAAGUAUCAUUUCCGGUGGGUACAUUGAAGAAACCCAACAUGAAAGACAUCACGUACAUGGAGGAAGUAAUGAGAUUAAUCAAGACGGAGGGGAUACCCGCCCCGUCACCCAUUGAGCAAAGGUGGACAGCAAGUAGUAGAAGUCCAAUGAGUCCAGCAUCGUCAACGUCCCCUGAUACUCUUUAUUCUUGGGUUGGAAUAAUCAUGUACCUACCUACUGCCGAAGAAGCACAAAGGAAAGCUAUUACUGAUGGGUUUGAGAAGUACCGGAAGCUUACUCAGAGCCGUUUCUGGGAUGCAUACAAUGCGCAUGAGCAUUGGGCAAAGAUAGAGAUACCCGAGGACAAGGAACACUUGGCGUGGUUGCAGGAACGGUUGAAGAAGAGAUUCCCUGUAGAAAUGUUAAAUAGAAUGCGCAAGGAGCUGGAUCCUAAUCAAAUACUCAGCAAUGACCAUAUAGACCAUCUCUUUCCUGAGUGAUUCAUGUGCCGAACGAGCAAUUUGUCGAUCCAUACUCAUGAUCAGGUUGUUAGAACCAGAUCUGUUAUCGACUAUCUUCGGUCUCCAUCUGUUUCCUUUGAAGUCCUGAAAACUAUUAGAAGCCCUGGAAGUAGUUCAAGAGUUGUGAAUAUGACGGUACCAUUUCAUUUACUGCAAUGUUUUAUCUUUUAGACCUACGGUAAAUAAUUUCCUAGGCACCCACCUUUGAUCAGACUCUUCUGGCGUAUCUGCAACUGGACUUUGACUACGGUCUCGAUGUGUCUCUAUCCAACUGUUGAUGUAUAAUACAUCGCCAGUUGAUGCUGUAAAAUUUGUAACUUAUGC
Molecule: messenger RNA, 2588 nt
Organism: Marchantia polymorpha subsp. ruderalis
Lineage: Eukaryota; Viridiplantae; Streptophyta; Marchantiopsida; Marchantiales; Marchantiaceae
Source: the annotation of a GenBank genome assembly